This is a messenger RNA of Hyaloperonospora brassicae, 1785 nucleotides long. The record is from the annotation of a GenBank genome assembly. Lineage: Eukaryota; Oomycota; Peronosporomycetes; Peronosporales; Peronosporaceae.
AUGGAGAUGAGCAAUGCAGAGCUGCGUACGCAAGAUGUGGUCAAAGUGCUGACGAAUGAGCACACCAAGCUGCAAGGCGAGAAGAUGACGAUGGCAACGACAUCGGUGAAGGCUGAAGAUGCGACAAAGGCAUUCAGUACCGAGCGCGAGCCCUACCAAUGCACGUAUUGUGGCAAGGUCGGGCACACGGCAGAGCGUUGCUGGACGAAGCAAAAGGAUGAAAGUCGAGGAGCCCGACGCGGCGGCAAUGGUCGUGGACGCGGGGCAAACAAUGUCCAGUGGCUACAUUAUGAUGAAGGCAGCAGCUACGAUCGAGUGACGUUUGCAGUUUCGUUCGAAUGCGGCGUUUCGACGAGCAAGAAUGGAUCAGGGAUGUGGGCCGUUGACAGCGGGGCAACACAUCACAUCUGCCACGACAAGUUCAAGUUUACAAGCUUGGUCGAAGGCAAUGAUGGCGAGAUCCUGGUGGCUGAUGGCAACAAGGCAGCUAUCAAAGGUGUGGGGACUAUCGUUGAAAAGGUGGUCCUGCCUAACGGGGAUGAGCGCGAGAUCGAGAUCAAGAACGCGCUCUAUGUGCCCAGCAUGAGCAAAAAUCUGCUUUCGGUGCCGCAGAUUAACAAGCAUGGCAACUUCCAAGUGGUAUUCGACGGGGCUACGAUGUACGUUGCGCGCAAGGAUUCCAACCAAGUGGUGGCAGCUGCCGAUCUUGUAGAUGGACUCUACUGGCUUCGCACGACGAAGCGAUCGGCCAAUGUGGCAUCACGCGGCAACGCUGUUGAUCUACACGCGCGAAUGGGUCAUGCUCCAGUCGACGUGCUUCGCAAGAUGGUGACAAGCAACAUGAUCAAGGACGCUCCGAUCUGUUCCAAGUCGAAUGGACCAAGUGCGUGUCGAGGAUGCCAAGAAGGGAAGAUGGUCCAAAAACCAUUCCCGAGCAACCGUGACAAGCGCACCUACAACACCUUCGAGAUGCUCCACUUCGACAUCUGCGGGCCCAUGGAAGAAAAAUCUCUGGGUGGCAGCAAGUACCUGCUGCUGAUUGUGGAUGAAGCCAGCGGGUGCAUGAAGGGAUUUUGUCUUCAUGCCAAGUCGAAGAGUGAAGAGUGCAUCAAGAAGUACAUCACGAUGGUCCAGGCGCAGUUCAACAAGAAGGUCAAGUUUGUGCGACACGAUGGAGCCCGCGAAUUUGCAACGAACUCGCUUCAAGAUUUCUACGAAGGCGAAGGCAUCGAGCAGCAAACCACGGUGCCAUACGCGCAUCAAGCCAACGGGACUGCUGAACGCGCGAUUCGGACCAUCGUAACAAUCGGUCGCAGCAUGCUCCAUCAUGCCAAGCUGGACAAGCGCUUCUGGGCUGAAGCGGCUAUGACGGCUGUCUAUGUCAAGAACCGUCUGCCUUCAUUCAAGAUCUCGCACAAAACACCGUUCGAGAUCGUGUGCGGUUCCAAGCCAAGUGUCAAGCACAUGCGUGUUUUCGGGUGCCAAGCAUACAUCUUGACCCCGAAGGAGAAACGACUCAAGUGGGAUCCCAAGGCUCGUGUCGGCAUCUUCAUGGGCUACGAAGAAGUGUCCAAGGCAUAUCGCGUGUUUGACAUCGAGGCUGGACAAGUUGUGAUCAGCCGUGAUGUCAACUUCGACGAGUCAUCUUUCGGGUUUUCGAUGGAGCCAUCAAGUGAAGAAGUCGGUGAUGCAACGUUGGACCUCGAUCUUCUCGACAUCAACGACAGCGAUGUUAUUGAGGGUUACCGGUACAAUCCGAACUUAAGCGUAGUUUUUACGGGAUAG